Messenger RNA from Sorghum bicolor (sorghum), 895 nucleotides. RefSeq names its product protein P21. NCBI's taxonomy places the organism in Eukaryota, Viridiplantae, Streptophyta, Magnoliopsida, Poales, Poaceae. Bases 106 to 780 code for a protein of 224 amino acids. The record is from RefSeq and is a predicted model, not a curated record. Gene Ontology annotation, biological process: defense response. Gene Ontology annotation, cellular component: extracellular region. The transcript has a single exon.
GGCGUCCUACUCCUACAAAUACCCAUGCAUACAAGACAAGCCCACGUCCAGUCCAGCAAUCCACCGCACCAGUAACUGCAAGCUCUAGUCUAGCAACCAAAAACAAUGGCACCCGGCCUGCGCGUGCUCGCUCUCCUCCUCGUGGCCGCCGCGGUGGCGGUGGCCGCGGACGCCGUGAGCAUCGUGGUCACCAACAAGUGCGCGUACACCGUGUGGCCCGCGGCGCUGCCCGGCGGCGGCACGGUGCUCAACACCGGGGACUCGUGGUUCAUCGACGUGCCGGCGGGGACGCGGAACGGCCGCGUCUGGGGCCGCACGGGGUGCGGCUUCAUCAUCAACGGCACGCUGGGGCAGUGCCAGACGGGCGACUGCGGCGGCACGCUGGUGUGCGGCAAGGUCGGGUCCGAGCCCAUCACGCUGGCCGAGUACUCGCUCGCCGGAACCGGCGGCGACCAGUUCGACAUCUCCCUCGUCCACGGCUUCAACGCGCCCAUGUCGUUCCUCCCCAGCGGCGGCGGCGGCGGCGCCAGCAGGUGCGCCAGGGGAGCAGGGCCGUCGUGCCCGGUGCAGGAGAUCACGUUCGACUGCCCCUCCGAGCAGCGGCGGGUGGCCGGGUGCGGCAACCCGUGCGACGGCCAGAGCAGCAGCUGCGGCCCCAACAACGGGACGGAGUACUUCAAGAAGGCGUGCCCGCAGACGGUCACGUACCCCAGGGACACCAGCAACACCAUCUUUACGUGCCCGGCCGGGACGAGCUACGAGAUCACCUUCUGCCCGUGAAAAAUGACGAGCUUGCGAUCUGAAAGUUUCAUGUUUGCGUGUAGUACGUACAAACAUAAGUUAUAUAUAUCUAGAUGAUAAAUAAAAAGGUGGCCAGAUGUGUGCUGUGUUUACA